Dermochelys coriacea (leatherback sea turtle) is the source of this 955-nucleotide messenger RNA. RefSeq names its product mitochondrial ribosomal protein S33 (gene MRPS33). The record is from RefSeq and is a predicted model, not a curated record. Bases 163 to 609 code for a protein of 148 amino acids. Lineage: Eukaryota; Metazoa; Chordata; Testudines; Dermochelyidae. Gene Ontology annotation, cellular component: mitochondrion. The transcript is spliced from 3 exons.
AGGGACUCUGGAGGGAGUCUCCUUGGUUGGAGGGAAGUUUGUUGACAUGUUGGCUCUCUUGGAAAAGAGAAGGCAAAAGUGGAAAAUUUGGAUUUUCCUUUGCCUCCAAAAGAAAUAGUUGGAGGAGGGAGGUGGGGAGGUGCUUUAAACAAAAGGACAGAUAUGCGAGAAAACGGACAGAAAACAACAUCAUGGUGGAGGACGUGCAUGAAAUCCAAAGAGAUGAGGAAUGGGAGAAAGAAAUGGAGGGAAGUGUGUAUAUGUGUGCGUGUCCAUUCUUUGCCAAAGAUGUCUGCUCUUUCCAAUUAUGCCUUGCGGAUGGCCCGCCUGAGUGCCCGGAUAUUUGGAGAAGUUGUCAGGCCAACAGACAAUAAGUCCAUGAAAGUAGUGAAGCUGUUCAGCGAGCAGCCCCUCGCCAAACGGAAGGAGGUCUACGAUUGGUAUCCCCCUCACAAUACCUACUUCGCCCUCAUGAAGAAACUCCGCUUCUUUGGCCUCUACAGAGAUGAACAUGAAGAUUUUAAGGAAGAGAUGAGACGGCUGAAAAAGCUCCGUGGUAAAGGAAAACCCAAGAAAGGAGAAGGAAAGAGAGCUACCAAGAAGAAAUAGAGCUACUUUGGAAAUUCAGCGGACUACUUUGGAAAUGUCAGAGUAAAAGCAACCCUAUCCCUUUCUUCCCAGCCAGAGGUGGCUUUGCAUGCAGCUGAGUUCCUGGCUGCAGUGGGGAAGGGGUGUAAGCAGUCUGUCAGAUAUUAAACUCUGAAUUGAACUCUGUGCACUCAGGUUUUUGGGGGAUGAUUUUUUUUUUUCCACCAGUGACUGAAUGAUUGAUUCCCAUACAUACAGUAUGUUCCAGCACCCAUGAUGAUGAUUUGGGUUUCAGUUGCUAUUGGAGCCCUUUUCUACCUGAGUCAGCAAUAAAAAAAGUCUACCAAAAACAUUUUUGGUAUUCACA